Molecule: messenger RNA, 1247 nt
Organism: Frieseomelitta varia
Lineage: Eukaryota; Metazoa; Arthropoda; Insecta; Hymenoptera; Apidae
Exons: 6
Coding region: 177-1247 (356 amino acids)
Source: RefSeq, a predicted model, not a curated record
CUUGGAAAAUUUUCUGCAUCUGUAAGUCGUCUUACAUUACUAUGUUACACUAUAUCAUAUACAAGUCAUGCGCUAAGUUUGAUUCAUGUUUUCUUUCAUAUUAAAAUCGUCCAAUCUUUUAAAUUUUAUGUAUGUGUAUAUGCAUUACAUAAGGGAAAUGAAAACUAAAUUUCGGAAUGAAAACUAAAAGUACGUCGGUUCAAAACUUUGAGAAUCUCGUCGAACAAACGAUCGAUGGUGCGUUAGAAAAUAAUGAGCAAAUGGUUGGCAAAUUUCAUGAUACGAUUUAUGAAAAAUGGAAUAUCAAAAAAUUGUCAACGUUAAAAACCAUCGAUUGGAUACAAAAUGAAACGACAUCGUUAGAAUCGAACGAACAGAACAUAUCGGCGACGGUCGCGCAUCGUAGAUUUCGCCGUCGCAAGUAUAAACGAUCCUCUCUAAUGAUCAUCUGUAAAAUGCCAACAGACGAAGAAAACUCGAUGGGACAGUCGGAAAUGACGCAAGUACAAAAUUUAGUUUCAACCAACGAUAAGGAAUCUGCUACCAAUAAAAGUGACAAUUUAAAUGAACUGGACGAAAUCAAUCGUCCUGCAACUAAUGAUGAUGCUAAAAUUAUUGAACUUUGGAAUAAUUCGAGCAACGUUUUUGCGAAAGCUUGUAAAUCUGAAUCUAACCAUGGAUUAAUCAAGCAACAACAAAGUGAAAGAAAAUUGUCUUUCGAAGCUUGGAAAAAUAAGAAAACUAUUACGUAUCAACGGAUACUUAAAAAAAUAAAAGAAGAACAGCAGCAGAAGUUACUUGAAAAUUUGGCAAAUGUGAAAAUGGAAAAGAUUGCACGAAAGGCACAAAUACGCAAAAAACAGGAAGAUAGACAUCGUCGAAAGCAGAAGUUACUUUAUAGAAAACACUUGGAAACGAUUAAACAGACAAAUGCCACAAUUAGCUGUACAAUCAAUGAAGCCAAAAUCGUCAAUGAAAAUGUUUUAAAUACAUCAAAAAACGAGAAAGAGACAAAAUUGGAUGAAGAAAAAAGAAUCGCUUCAAGUACCGUGCGGGAAUCAAACAGUCGAAAGAAUAAAAAAGCACUUCUGAUUAACGCUUGUAUGAAAAAUGUUGAAUUUCAUUCUUGGUUAAAUCAAUUGAACUGGACUCUUCAUAAGAAAUAUUUACGUGAACGUCGACAUCUUGUACGAUCAUUUUAUUGUCAACCUUUCUAUUACGGUGAUACAACCCUUUAUAUCGGAUAA